Syngnathus acus (greater pipefish) is the source of this 995-nucleotide messenger RNA. RefSeq names its product trans-golgi network vesicle protein 23 homolog B (S. cerevisiae) (gene tvp23b). Lineage: Eukaryota; Metazoa; Chordata; Actinopteri; Syngnathiformes; Syngnathidae. The coding region runs from base 346 to 765 and encodes 139 amino acids. Gene Ontology annotation, biological process: protein secretion; vesicle-mediated transport. The record is from RefSeq and is a predicted model, not a curated record. The transcript has 7 exons. Gene Ontology annotation, cellular component: Golgi membrane.
CCAGCCUUUCUUUCUUUCCUUCCGCAUAUCCAAAGGCAACCUUUCGUGCGUGUUCGAUGAAAAGCGACGGUUGAAGAUCAUUUCCUAACUCGCGAAUGCACCUUCAACAUAUGAAGAAGCGAGUUGGCAGAGGCUUGCGGAACGUCACGGCACACACUUGAAACGGAGAACAACGAUGAAGAUGUCGCUCUGUUUGACGCCGAGGAGGACGCCGCCGGACGGAGGUUGUCCAAGAAGACAAACAUCAAGCAUCCGGUGGCGUCCUUCUUCCACCUGUUCUUCAGGGUCGGUGCCAUCUUGGUGUACUUGCUGUGCGAGAGGUUCGGUGACGGCUCCAUCGGUGGGAUGGUGACCAUCAUCCUUCUGCUCUCCUGCGACUUCUGGACCGUCAAGAACAUCAGCGGGCGUCUGAUGGUGGCGCUGCGGUGGUGGAACCGAGUGGACCAGGACGGCCAAAGCCACUGGGUGUUCGAGGCGCGCAAGGGGCCGAGAAAAAAGCAGAGCUCCAACUCGGAAUCGCACAUCUUCUGGCUGGGUCUGAUCGUGUGCCCGCUCGUGUGGGCGAUCUUCGCCUUCAGCGCCCUCAUUCAGCUCAACAUCAAGUGGCUGCCUGUGGUGGUGAUGGGCCUGGUGCUGCAAGGGGCCAACCUCUACGGAUACGUCAGGUGUAAAGUGGGAGGGAAGACCGACUUCAAAAACAUGGCUACCAACUACUUGGGCAGGCAGUUUCUCAAGCAGACUCUGUCCAAAGAGGAAGAAUCUUAACGUGCGUGCAGUAGCUCUUCUGCUUCAACGUUGCAUUUCAUCACAAAUGGGGCACACUUUUAGUUCAGGUUUUUUUUGCGGUUGUUGCUCUGUGUUACUUGUCUUGGGUGAUGGUAGUUGUGCUUUUAUUUCUGCCUCCCUCCCUCAACGCUUCAGUUUGUACGAUCGAGUUGCCAUGUAGUCCAGGACAUUAUUUAUGUAUAAAUAAAUUUACAAAAACUGCAGAAACA